GAAUGCGGUGAUCUUCAUUGCGUAAUUUUAGAGCGCGUAGUUUGCCGAGCCCUCCACACGUCACCCGGCUACAGAGAUAGAGUUGCUCAAUAUGUCUCGAAUUUACGAAGAAGUGGAUCCCAUAUACGCUGCGACCUGUAGCGACAUCACUCUUUGCUCAAAUUCCAAAGGUUUCUUCAAGGGUCUCGCCGAUGACCUGGUUUCAUUAGCUGGGGAAGAAUGGCUAAAUAAAUUUGAGCUAGUGGAAGAUGGCAAGAAAGUUACAUUUUUUAUGGAGAAUAAGGAGGUAAUGGAAGCACUUACUGAAGUAUUAUCCAGGAUACAGCCCCUUCACCGCGGGAAAGACGCUAGAAUAUCGAGUCAGAGGCGCGGCGACGCACAAUCGGCUCUGAAGAAUGAAGAUCUAAUGAAGGCGUUGGCGUUGGCAAGUCAAGCCGUACUCAGGGCUCCCGUUACGGGAGAAAAUGAAGCGAUUGACGGCGGGGUGUCGCUGGCUUUGGCGCUGUGGCUUCGGUCUGAGAUCCUGCUGAAAUUAAAUAGACCUCAAGCCGCCCUAGAAGAUUUGAAGUUAGCUCUAAAGGAACGCCUACCUGCCAGAAUGCGAGCCCACUACUACUGGAGAAUGGGACACUGCUACCGAGGUACCGGAGAGGCUACAAGAGCGAAGGUGUCGUAUGAACUGGCCGGCCGACUGCUCGCUAAGGACGAGGUCGCCAAAACACAGCUAACUAAAGACAUUGAAACUCUAGAUUAUACAGUACAAUCGAAACGGCCGCCCGAUAAGAAUGCCACCACACUAACCGGAGGAGCGAAAUUAAACUUGCCAUCUUUAUCGAAACUACUGAAAAUAGUAGAAGAAGAGAACAAGGGUCGCUUCGCCGUGGCCAGUGCUCCGGUUCGAACGGGAGACGUCCUGCUGGUUGACAGUCCGUACGCAGCCUGCCUGCUCUCGGAUUACUACGGAACGCACUGCCUUCAUUGUUUCAGAAGGUUGGCGGACUGCGAAGAGUCGGCCCCGGUGUGGUGUCCCAAAUGCUCAGGCGUUGUGUUCUGUAGUAUCGAAUGUCGCGAUACUGCGGUUUCUUCGUAUCACUCCUUUGAGUGCCAGUUCCUAGAUCUAUUUGUGGGUUCCGGAAUGUCCAUCCUGAGUCACAUUGCUCUCAGAAUGGUGACACAAUCAGAUCUCGAAACGUGUCUGACAAUCCACUCAAAGUACAUCUCCAAUGACAUUAAAACCGUUGAAGGGAGCGUGCUUAACGACAUCGAAGGCGUUGCCAAAAAAUCUAAAAUGAAAAGUAGAAAAGAGAGACUGAAUAGAAAUAAGAAAAGCCAUAAGAUGUCUGUAGAGAAGAAUGAUAGAGUUGACGUAAUGGAAGAUAAACUGGAAGACAAAAAUAAUUUUGAAGAGAAGUUAGAAUUGAAAGCGGCGCAAGUUUACUCUCUCUGUACACACUCUGACCGGAGAAGGGGUGAUGAUUACUUGAAGAGGAUAGUGAUGGGCUAUUUCCUGACAGAAUGCCUGAAGCACGCUGGAUUUUUCAAAAACUGCAAUAAAAAUAAUUUGACUAAAGCGCAACAGUCCAUAUGUGAACUGAUAGUUCGCAACCUGCAGUUGUUACAAUUCAACGCACACGAAAUUUACGAGACCGUGCGAGGAGAGCACCAGUUCAGCGGGUCCAAGCCGCUCUAUUUCGCUGUGGGGAUCUACCCUGUCGGAGCACUCUUCAACCACGAGUGCUACCCCGCGGUCACCAGAUAUUUUGAGGGUCGUAAGAUCGUCCUACGCGCAACGAGACCCCUGACUCCCGGAGAAGUGGUCUCCGAAAAUUACGGACCGCACUUCAUGAUGCGGACCCUGAGGGAAAGGCAGCGAGCCCUCGCCUGCCGGUACUGGUUCCACUGUGAAUGUACCGCUUGUAAGGAAGACUGGCCAACUAUGAAGCAGAUGAAUAACGAUUCUAUUUCUUACAUAAGAUGUUCUAACCUCGCCUGCCGAGGUAAGCUCCGAGGGAGUGUCCAGCGGAUGGGUGAUCGAUGCAGCCUAUGCUCUACCCCUAUAGACAAGGAUCUAGUAACAGUUAAAAUUGACACGAUCAAUAAAUGCACGGCUCAGUAUCAGGAAGGCGCCAAGUUAAUGGACAAAGAGAUGCCAGAAGAAGCCACCGCGACACUGUGCAGUGCUAUAGACUCGUUUCACGAGGCAGGCCGGCCUCCUCACCUUGAAACGCACUUAGCCCAAGAAGCCUUAAGAUCAUGUUUUGCAGUACGUGGAAACAUUCACAUCCUGAAGAAGGAUGGCGAAAAAGACAACGAAAACAAGUAAUAUCCGCACGUUUCACUACGAAAACACAAUAAAUAUAUAAUACACUUUUAAUUGUAAGUGAUAUUGGUGUCGCCUUCAAUGUUAUUGGAUUUGGGGUCAAAAUGUAAUGUGCAUUGAUUAAUAAUUUUAUUGCUUAGUUGUGUUUUCAAUAUUUUUAGAAAAUAUAAAACAAUUUAAUAAACUA
Molecule: messenger RNA, 2507 nt
Organism: Bombyx mori (domestic silkworm)
Lineage: Eukaryota; Metazoa; Arthropoda; Insecta; Lepidoptera; Bombycidae
Gene: Smyd4-2
Product: SET and MYND domain-containing protein 4
Exons: 13
Coding region: 92-2323 (743 amino acids)
Biological process (GO): compound eye photoreceptor development
Cellular component (GO): cytoplasm; nucleus
Molecular function (GO): histone deacetylase binding
Source: RefSeq, a predicted model, not a curated record